GGAGGAAGGGGGUUUAGAUAGGAGGCUUUGAGAAGAAGACCCAGUGAGGAAGAAGUUAACUGUGGAAGCAGUGCGGAAGGGAGGAACAGGAUCCUGGAACCUGAGGAUACUUAGACGAGCUGGGGGCCGGAAACGCAAAGUGUGAAUAAGACAGCAUGAACUUUACCCCGACACACAGCCCUGUCUGCAGAAAACCAACAAUUGCCUCCAAAUACAGUGUUGCUUCUGGCAUCAAUGGUCCCACCAGGAGGAGUAGAAUGGCCGAUUCAGUGGAGUCUACUCCCUUGCCUUCAAUCAGAGAUCGUCUGGCUGUCCUGUGCCCUUCUCAGGAGCUUCUGGAAUAUUAUCAAAAGAAGAUGGCUGACUGUGAUGAAGAAAAUGAGGACCUAUUGAAGAAGCUAGAGUUCUACAAAGAAGCCUGUGAAGGACAGUCUAAAUGGGAUCUGCCUUGCCCGCCCGCCAUCAAACGACCCGGCCUGGAGGCGAGAGGGGGCCCAGCCGCCCAUCUGCCCGCCCAUCUGCCCGCCCAUCUGCCCGGUGACCCAACCCGGAGGAGGGGCCCAGCCGCCCGUCAGUCCAACCAGGAGCAUAGACUUGAAUGGGAUUUACAGCAGAAGGAUGAAGAGAUUGCUGAAUUGCAGAAAGCUCUGAGUGAUAUGCAGGUCUGUCUCUUCCAAGAACGGGAACAUGUUUUACGCCUGUACUCUGAAAAUGACCGACUGAGAAUCAGAGAACUAGAAGACAAGAAAAAGAUUCAGAAUCUCUUGGCUCUUGUGGAAACGGACACUGGAGAAGUGACCUAUUUUUAUAAGGAGCCUCCCCACAAAGUCAGCAUUUUUCAAAACACUAUUCAGGCUGCUGGUGUAUGUGAACAGAAUGAUUCUUCAGCUCCUAAACCAGAUUCUAAAGAAGAAAAAAAAAGAUCAUCAAUAAGAGAGAAGGAAUACGGUUCUGAGCAUUACCAAGGAGACAUAGAAACACUCAUCCUACAGGUGGAAGCACUGCAGGUGCAGCUAAAAGAGCAGACCAAGUUUUCUAGAGAACAAGUCGAAGGGCUCAUGGAGGACAGACGGAUUCGCAUCGAGGAGAUACAAGUUCAGCACCAGAGAAAUCAGGACAAAAUUAAAGAACUAACCAAAAGUUCUCGGCGGACACAACAUCUUUGUUUGUAUGUGGUGCUGAGGAUCGAACCCGGGCCGCACGCAUGCCAGGCGAGCGCACUACCGCUUGAACCACAUCCCCAGUCCCCAAUAUAUAAGCAUUUUCAUGUCCAUGCUUGUCCUCUCUUUCAUAGUCUCCAUCAUACCCAAGAACUGCUCUAUGAGAGCACCAAAGACUUUUUGAAAUUGAGAUUUGAAAACCAAACUAAAGAGAAGACAUGGAUGCUUGAAAAAGAUCAGUUGAUGUCAAAGAUUAAGCAAUACAGGAUGCAGAAUAAGAAGAAAGAUGAUAAAAUUGGAAAAGUUAUGCCAGUUUUACAUGACAGUCAUCAUACCCAAAAUGAAUAUAUUAAGUCCCUAAAGGAUAAGUUGGCACAAGAGAAAAAGUUGUCCAACAUGUACCAAGAGCAGUGCAUUGCUCUAGAAGAAGAACUUGCCAAAAUUCGAGAGGAGGAGGGAGUGAGGAGAGAGAUCUUCAAGGAUCGCUCUAACAAGAUGAGUAAGCGUUUACAGAUAAUGACAAAACGCUAUGAGGCCUUAGAGCACAGACGUAUGUUGGAAGUAGAAGGCUUUAAGACAGAUAUCAAGGUUCUCCGACAGAGACUGAAAGACUUGGAGCAAAUGCUCUAUAAGGCAACAAUUAAUACCCGGGCAAACCAGGACCUUGCCAUUCUGUGUGAGGUCCGAGACAGCAAUAGACGGGCACACAAGAUACAAGGAGAACUGAAGAACAUCAAAUCCAAAGUGUUCGGUCUGGAGAAUGAACUUAGGCUCUGUUGAUGUCUACUUUCAGAGGCGGUCAGCUUCCUGAAAUCUAGGAAAAGGUUAUCUGCUCCCAAAAAGACUUACAGUUGACUGGAGUAUCCGUUUUUAUAAAGACAAAGUGAAGAAUCGGAGCACUAAAAAGCUUAUCUUGUAUACUAAGCCUUAUUCGUAAUUUUCACUCUCCUGUUAACCUUUUGGGAAGUCUGGAUUAUAGCCUGAAUUACUCUGAGGCUUUCCCACAUUAUUUCUCCUGUUUGUUUUAACAGGUUUUGUUUUUUAAAACAAAGAUGAAAAUUUAGGAGAAAGUGUUUUUUGCUAAGAACUUGGCUGAGUGUCAUUAGGAAGAACACUUUCUAAAGGAAUAAAGACAUUCAUUAAAGUUGCCUUCCUCCUAGGCAGAGAAAGCUGCAGCACUCGGCAAAUUUGCACUACUCAGCUAUGGAACUUUGGAAUUUUUCCAUCAUGAGCAUCUCCUGAAUUACCACCAGAGGGCAGUAGAGACCCUACUCUUAGGCAAAUGAUUAUAGAAAAAUAGAGGUGCCACUUUGGCAGGAGUGAGACUGAAAUGAUCCUUUAUGAAAAGUUUGACAUUGUAUCAAUAACAUUUUUUAAAUAAUGUAUAUAUUUCAAAUUAACUAUUUUCAAUAAAAUAAGUAAUCAAAAAUA
Messenger RNA from Marmota monax (woodchuck), 2591 nucleotides. It is a transcript of the gene Ccdc77, whose product is annotated as coiled-coil domain containing 77. The transcript is spliced from 13 exons. Lineage: Eukaryota; Metazoa; Chordata; Mammalia; Rodentia; Sciuridae. Bases 156 to 1940 code for a protein of 594 amino acids. Gene Ontology annotation, cellular component: centrosome. The record is from RefSeq and is a predicted model, not a curated record.